Messenger RNA from Coregonus clupeaformis (lake whitefish), 4180 nucleotides. RefSeq names its product leucine-rich repeat flightless-interacting protein 2. The record is from RefSeq and is a predicted model, not a curated record. Gene Ontology annotation, biological process: regulation of transcription by RNA polymerase II. NCBI's taxonomy places the organism in Eukaryota, Metazoa, Chordata, Actinopteri, Salmoniformes, Salmonidae. Gene Ontology annotation, molecular function: DNA-binding transcription factor activity, RNA polymerase II-specific; RNA polymerase II cis-regulatory region sequence-specific DNA binding.
AUGUUGACAAAAAGAAUCCCCAACAGGGAGAGACUGACCGCAGAGGACGAUGCCCUCAAUCAAAUUGCUCGGGAGGCUGAGGCGAGACUGGCAGCGAAGCGGGCGGCCAGAGCAGAGGCACGGGAGAUACGUAUGAAGGAACUGGAGAGGCAACAGAAAGAGAUGUAUCAAAGCCAGAAGAAAUACUAUGGUCUGGACAACAAAUGGGGCCACAUUGAGCAGUGGAUGGAGGAGAGUGAGAGGUACUCCUCCCGUCCUUCACGGAGACACACGUCGAUCUCAGACGAUGAGGAACGGAUGUCGGUGGGGAGCCGAGGAAGCCUUAGGAAAAACUUCUCAUCUGAUCUGUACUGCAGCUCCAACAGUCUCCCCUCUCUCAGACAUCAAAAUUCCACUCAAAAUGGCCGGCCCUCCAUGCUCUUUAUUGAUGGCCCACGCACCCAGAGUCACAGGGGCUCUGUGUGUGAUGACGCUGUGCAGAGUAGCAAACGGCGCUUUAGUGGCUCCGUCUCUCGCGGUCCUUCGGACUACAGUGGUUUUCUGGGCUCCAACUCUCGGGCCUCGUCCAGGGCCAGCUCUGCCCGUGCCAGCCCAGUGGUGGAGGAGAGAUCAGACAGGGACUUCCUGGAAAAGGGUUCCAGGACUGCCUCUACCCUCUCAGCAGCCACCCUAGCAUCGCUGGGCGGGCCCUCCUCUCGCAGAGGCAGCUGUGACACCUCCAUCUCAGUAGAGACAGAGGCCUCCAUUCGAGAGAUAAAGGACUCCCUGGUGGAGUCUGAGGAGAAGUACCGUAAGGCCAUGGUGUCCAACGCUCAGCUACACAACGAGAAGUCCAACCUCAUGUACCAGGUGGACACGCUGAAGGAGUCGCUCAUUGAGCUGGAGGAGCAGCUGUACGAGUCUAAACGAGAGUACAAUGACAAGGCCAAGGAGCUUGAGAGGGAGAGGCAUGCCCACAGUGUUCUGCAGCACCAGUUUAACCAGAUGAGAGAGACGCAAAAAAAGAGUGAAGAACUGCUAACCGAGGUGGGCCAGCUCCGUCUCAAACGGGACAGCUGUGUUAGGGAGAUCUCCGACCUGCAGGAGACCCUCGGGUGGAAGGAGAAAAAGAUUGGGGCCUUAGAGAGGCAGAGGGAAUUCUCGGACGCCGGCGUGCGGGAUGAGCGGGAUAAGCUCAGGGAUCAGGUGGUCCACCUCAAAGACACUCUGAAGAAAAAUGGGAUAGUGCUGUCGCCUGAAGUAACCACCAAUGGGGAUGCAGGACAGAUGAUUGACGGGCCUCUCAGUGCAGACUCUGCCUCCCGAUUGGCUCAGGAGUCCCAGCCAUCUCAUGGUGGGGAGAGCAUGCUUGGCAAAGCACCAGAGAUGCAGUUGGACCAUGGCGAGGUGAGGACACCAGGGGGAAGUAGACUUCUACAAGAGGCUGACAACUACUCACAUGACCAGGAGAGGGCACUACUGGAGGUAGAAUCUUCAGACAAGUUGAAGCAAGACAAGUUGAAUGACAGCCUGCAGCAACAAACAGACUCUGAAGCAGAGCAGUCCAAAUACUGUGACCAAGAGACCCAGGUGGAUGCUGUUGCACGUGAAGAAGCCAUUUUGGUGCAUUUUGGUGACAAAGAGACUCAGGUUGAAUAUGAAAUAGGGCAACCCCAAUACUGCGACACAGAAACCCUGGUUGGACCUGCUGAACUUGAGGAAGCCAUUUUGGUUCAAAAGGAAAAUACAGAUGGUGGCGGUGACAAUGGAGAUGGGGUGAAUCAAAGAGGUUUUGAACCAGAAUCUCUGGAACAGGCAGAGAAUGAGGAAAACAGUGGAGAAAGUGACAAGGAAGCUGUACCAGUCAGCGGUGGCACUGACGGACAAUGUGAGGAAAACACAAACCUUGAGAAUGGACAGGAAAACACAGAGCUUCUCACAGCUAUAUCUACUGACUUUGAAGAACAGGAAUUCUCUGGCCCAACUCUCUGUGUUGAGACAGAGGCCACUCUUAGUCAAAUCCAAAAUGAAUCUCAAAGUGACCUGCAAGGAGAGAACACCCAGGAGUAUGAUCCUGGGACUAAGGAUCAAGUCAUUCCAGAACACUCAAGGAUCACGGAAUCUGAGAUGAUUAAGAUGAUUCUGAGGAUUUCUGCAUUUCUAGGGGAGGCGAAGACCAGCACAGAUCAGAUCUCUCAGGGAUCAUUAAACGAUACAGAAAAAGUUGGGAUGAAGAACAAUCCAGAGCAUCCUCCAGAGCAUCAGGCAGAGAUUGGCCAAGUAACAGCAGAUGUUCCAGUAGAUAUCUCAUCUACAGUCUCUAAUGAACUGUUCAUCUCUGAAUGUCCUGAUGAGGUUGGAACCAAGACAGAUCAGCCUAUAAUAAACACAUUAAGUGAACUUGAGAAAGAUAGACAGCAUUCUCUAGAACUUCAGCAACCUGAGAAUGAUUAUUUCAGUACAGAAAGCUCUGUGGAAAUCGUGCCAAAGAUCAGAGACUCUGACGGACAGAAAAUAUCUGAGAGGGUUGAAGAGGUGGAGACGAGCUCAGUGGAGAGCAAGCCAGAUAAGUUCUGGCAGGAAUCUCUACGUGAUGUGAAGGAAGAUGAAGCCAAUAUUAAAGAGCUUCAGGCAAAGAAGCCCACAUCCACUAUCUCGGACGAAAAGGUAACACCUAUCAUAACAGAGGAGGGAAAUACUAGACUAGACGAACAGGUGAUCCCUGAUUUACCAGAGAGGUUAGAGAGCAGCUUAGAAAAAUACCUUAGUGAUCAAGUACUGACGGAAAACUCAGUGGAUGUAGAUCUAACUCAGGGGAUCACCAACUCUAGUGGAGAGGCUAUCUCUGACAGGACAGAGGAGGUAGAGCCCAGUCCAGACAGGAUCCAGUCAGAAUCACCCAGUUGUGUAGAGAGAGAAGAGGGGAACAUCUAUGAGGAGAACAUCCAUGAGGAGAACCUCCAGCAGGAAGCCAUUCAGGAGGAGCAACAGACAGAACAGGGGGAGGCUUCAACAAAGCUCAGACUGAGGAAAAUAGUUGAUGAGAGGGAGAGUUUAGCUGAUCAGGUGAAGAGGCUGAAGUCUCAGCUGGAGGGGAAACAGAGGAACGGGACAGAGGGUUUGAGUCCUGAGGAGGACGGACUUGAGAACGGCAUGGACCCCCACAUCCUCGACUUACAGAGGGAUGCCAACCGGCAAAUCAGUGACCUCAAGUUUAAACUGGUCAAAUCAGAACAGGAAGUCACAGCCCUAGAACAGAAUAUCAUCCGGUUGGAGGGUCAGGUGACUCGCUACAAGUCGGCCUCUGAGAGUGCAGAGAAAGUAGAGGACGAGCUCAAAGUGGAGAAACGCAAGCUACAGAGAGAGCUGAGGUCUGCCCUGGACAGGAUCGAUGAGCUGGAGGCCAGUAACAGCCACCUGGCCAAGCGCCUGGAGAAGAUGAAGGCUAAUCGGAGCGCCCUAUUGGCCCAGCAGUGAUGUACUUAUUGGUUGUCAUGGCUAUGUGCAUCUCUGACCUCCCUACGACCUUUGAUCUAUCAGGCCCUCUAAUAACACACACCCAGACAAUUCAAACCAAGCGAGGACUUGCUGGAGCAAAAGCUUCAAUUAGAUAAAUCCACACAUAUUGUAAUCACAGUUCAUUCAGUGUUGUGCCCAUCUGUACAGUAUAUAGAACAACAGCAAUCCAGUGAUUCACCAAGAGACUCAGAGAAACCGAGGGAACGUCUUACUGACCCUGGGAACACUCCUCACUGACUGCGACCUGGGCUGGACUCCUCAACUAACUUGUGAAGGGGGAAUAUUCUGCACAAACGGACAGCAAAGAGGACCUAUCCUCCUCCUAUAGCUCUUAAGAGGACCUAUCCUCCUGCUAUAGCUCUUAAGAGGACCUAUCCUCCUGCUAUAGCUCUUAAGAUGACCGAUCCUCCUGCUAUAGCUCUUAAGAUGACCGAUCCUCCUGCUAUAGCUCUUAAGUCACCCUGUGCCAUGAUGACCCCUAAAGCAUCUCUUCCCAAUCAUUAAUCUCUCUCUGUUCUCUAGAACACGUGGCACUAUUUCUCUGUGCUACUUGGGGUUUAUGUCUGCUCCAGCAAGCUUAUCCAUCCACGGAGAGGAGGAAAGACUUAAAAAGGCAGGAAUGGACUGGUGUGUGUUUCAUGUAUAUUCUUCUUUUAUUGUCUAUAUAUAUAUAUAUAUAUAU